Klebsormidium nitens is the source of this 2082-nucleotide messenger RNA. The record is from the annotation of a GenBank genome assembly. Lineage: Eukaryota; Viridiplantae; Streptophyta; Klebsormidiophyceae; Klebsormidiales; Klebsormidiaceae.
CGUUAGGAAACGGUGCGCAAUGCGUCAUCAUUCAUGGCGAAUCCAAGUUCCAACUUCCUGUUCGUCUUUUCUGCGGGCGCCGCACUGUCGUUGCUGCGCCUGUCGCGUGGUGCGCCCUAGAGUCUGCUGGCUCCGCACCAGCUGUUCCUGCUGCUCUGCUGCUCUUCUCGCGGUUCCCUGUAGACGCACAAGCAGCACAGCAGCUCCGCUUAAUUGUGGGAGUCGCCCCUAACAAAGCUGGCGGACCUGGCCGAAACCUGCUGAAAUCACCAUCAGGACUUUGCAAAAAGACGUUCGAGUGCCCUGCGCACGGCCCUGCCACGGUAGGGCGGCAAAGUGCCGCAUUGCUGUUGUAGCUGCUGGUUAACAGGCUGGAGAGUUGCAUUUCAGCAACCGACAAGGUGACUAGGUUCGUAAGUAUUGUGCAACGACAGUUGCAACCGUGUAUUAUAGUCCGGUCAGAUGGAGCCCAACCAGGGGGCCGCAGGGUAUCCAUACCAACAGCCAGGCUAUCCUCAACAGCAACAGACGUAUCCACCUCAUCCAGGGUACCCGCAGCAACCGGCAGGAUAUGCCCCACAACCGGCAGGUUAUCCCCCCCAACCCGCGAGUUAUCCCCAGCAGCCGGCAGAUUAUGCCCAGCAGCCGGGAGGUUAUGCCCAGCAGCCGGGAGGUUAUGACCAGCAACCAGCAGGGUAUCCGCCGCAACAAGCGGGAUAUCCCCCUCACCAAGCAGGUUACCCACCUCAGCAAGCCGGAAUCUACCCGCCACAACAACCAGGGUAUCCCCCCUACAAUGGCAAUGCCCCCCUGAUGCAAGCUCCCCCCAUUCAGAUGAUGACAUCGAGACUGGAUGCGCUUCCCGGCGUCGUCAUUCGGCAGGAGUCUCAGUGGCUCGAGAUGAUCGCCCAACUUGCGCUCGAUCUCCCCUACGAGGCGGCCAACAAGUACAAGGUCGCUCCGCUGCCACCUGGCAGGCGCGCGGCGCGCGACCACCUGCAGACUCCUGACAGGUGGCGCCCGAAGGGCGAGGAGCUCGAGGCCCUCCCCACCCUGAUGCGCGUUGAGGAAGACUCCGGCUGUUGCACCCGGUGCCUCUUCACCUGCUUGGGGUGCGCAAACCUGAGGCCGCUCAAGCUACACUUUCUGGAGGGGGGGGGCGAGAGCUACACGGUUCAGCGGCCGUUCCGCAUGGGUGGCGGAUGUUGCUGCCCGCUCGAGAUGACGAUGACGCGCGGGCCGGAGGUGCUCGGGAAGGUGCUGGAGGACUGCAACCCGUUCUGCGGCCCGCGUUGCUGCCAGUACUGCUUCCUGUGGACGUGUUACACCAAUGUCCUCACCGGCCGCCCCCCCAGCCUGACCCACAAGUACACGCUCCGCGUCGGCAUGGCCUGCUGCGGCCGCGUCAACAACUGCUGCGGCGCCACGUGUCUCAAGGAUGACCUCAUCAUUGACGUGCUGGACAAGGAGGGCAAGCUGGUCGCGACCAUCCAGAAGACGUAUGCGCCGUCCAAUGAUUGUAGCGCGUUCUGCCGCUGCCUCGGGCAGUUCAGUAACUUCAUCGUCGAGUUUCCGCCGGAUGCCACCGAAACGGAUCGGGCCAUGCUGCUGGCCGCUAUUUUCUCGAUAGACUACCAGCUCUUUGAGAAGACCGGGAACGAGAACAACAACAACUCAAGCAACAGCUAAAUGGCUCCUGAGUAUGGCCCUAUUUGGAAGGAGAUGUCUUCGACCUGAGAUAGGAGGUAUUUGAGUAUGGUGGUUCGCUAAAGCAGAACCCUUAAUGACGUUCUUAGCCUUCGAAAGCAAGGAUUACUGAGCUUACCGUGUAUGUACAUACCGUACGACCAAGGUAUGAUUCCGAAUAGAUAGAUAAUGAUUUGCGUUCGGAAAGUUGGAAAUUUCGGAUAAGCAGUCGGAUUUUGCUUUUUCGGAAAGUAGUUUUUAGCCCGUAUGGAUAUCGUGUACGUAAUUUGUGCACUUGUGUCUCGAAACUAAUUCAGUGAGUAUCAACCACUGAAACCUCACAGGCUUCGUUUGUUUGUAUUACUGUCAACUUAUACGCGACCGGACCGUCUCACC